AUGUUCUCUGGGUCCAACUCGUACUUAGGGGGUGGGAACAGUGCCCGACCGGGGCAGCCUCAGUAUGGGCAGCAGCAGCAACAGCAGCCCUUCCAGCAGCCCGGCGGCUUCCAGGGCGGACUGGCACCUCAGCCGACGGGCUUCGGAGGAGGGCCAAUGCAGCCAAUGCAACAACAGUUUACUGGCUUCCCGGGCCAGCCGCAGGGCUUCGGACAGCAGCCGCAACCGCAGCAACCGCAGUACACGGGCUUCCCAGGGCAGCAGGGCCAGCAAUUCCAGCAGCAGCAGCAGGCUCCCCAGCAGAUGCCCUUCCAGACUGGCGCGCCGCCGCAACAGCAGCAACAGCAACCGCCUGCCCAACCGCAGCGGCCGCAGCCCACAGGCAUGACAUCGGCGCAGAUGGCUGAUUCAUUCCGCGGCAACUCUGCGUCUUCCGUGCCACCGCCCGUCCCGGCCAAGAGCAGCAAAAUCCCGAGCAUAAGGCUUUCCUUCAUCACGGCGCAAGACCAGGCCAAGUUCGAGCAGCUGUUCAAGUCGGCCGUGGGAGACUCCCAGGCCCUGUCUGGCGACCAGGCGCGGGAUCUCCUGAUGCGCUCCAAGCUGUCUGGGGACGCGCUUUCGCACAUCUGGACCCUUGCGGACACGACCAAGUCUGGCCAGCUCCUCUUCCCCGAAUUCGCCCUCGCCAUGUACUUGUGCAAUCUCAAGCUGACCGGAAAGGAUCUGCCCAACUCCCUUCCCGAGCGAGUCAAGAAUGAGGUCUCUAGCAUGGUGGACAUUAUAUCGUUUGGAGUCGUGGACGAAUCGUCGAACCGCCAAACGCCGGCAAGCAAUGCUCCGAAGUUCGAGCCUCCUACGAUUCAGCAGCCACAGCCACAGCCUUCGAACAGCCAGUUGCUGGGCUCUUUAGCCCCACAGCCGACUGGCUUCGGACAGCAACCAACAGGCAUGCAACCACAGCCUACCGGUUUCGGCCAGCAGCCCACGGGUAUGCAGCCACAGCCCACUGGCUUCGGACAAGCUCCAGGUGGUUACAACGGACCACGUCCGCCGAUGCCUCCCAUGCCCACUGGCUUCGGCUCAAACCUUGCGCCCAACCAGACCGGCAUGGCUCCUCUCAACGCUCAGCCCACGGGCAUGCCUGGUCAGUGGGGCCUAGCGAACACCCCUGCCACCGGACUACCAAACAUCGAGGCUUUGGCGCAACGAAUGAUGCCCCAGACGGGCCGAGAGGGCGGCAACCAUACGACUGCUGGUUUGACCGGUAACGCGACAAUUCCGUGGGCUAUCACAAAGGGAGAGAAGAAGCUGUACGAUGACACCUUCAAGGCCUGGGACGGCAUGACCAAGGGAUACAUUAGCGGAGCGCAAGCUCUUGAGAUCUUUGGACAGAGUGGAUUGCCCAAGCCAGAUUUGGAGCGCAUAUGGACACUUGCCGACUCUGCUGACAGGGGUCGUCUUGAUUUGGACCAAUUCGCCGUUGCCAUGCAUUUGAUCUACCGUAAGCUCAACGGCUAUCCCAUUCCAGCCCGUCUCCCCCCGGAGCUGGUACCCCCUUCUACGCGCAACAUCAAUGACUCUAUUGGCGCAAUGAAGAACUUGCUGCGUGGAGAUGCCGAGGACAGGAAGAACUCUGGUGCCUUCCUCCAGCCCCAGCGCACUGGUGUCAGCUACUUGAAGUCUCACUCGUUCCGUGCUGGUAGCCCACAAGCUGGCGGCCGAAAGGAUGCUACGGUAUUCCGUAACAAUGACGAUAACGUAGGCUACAAGUCGAGCGCCAGACAUCGCCUCGGGGGUGGUGGUCGCUCGCCUUCACCAGCGCAGCCGGCUUCACCAUCCUCUGAACGGUCUGAUGAAAUGUCCCUUGAUCAGCUCAGGAAGUCAGUCAAAGAGAAGCAAAUCUUGUUGGAUGCCAUGGACACACAAGACGAGAAUGCCGCUGACGAGGAUGAUGCGCUCGACCGUCGAGAUCGCCGAGAGGCUGAAGAUCUCUAUCGCCGCAUUCGCAGGGUACAAGAAGACAUUGAUGCUCACCCUAAGGCUUCCUUGAGAUCAACUGACUCGGAUGCGGAGCGUCGUGCCCUGAAGCGCCAACUCCAGACCUUGACUGAUCGCCUGCCUGAACUUGCGUCCAACGUGCGCCGAACUGAGCGUGAGAUCGCAGACGCCCAGCUCGAGCUCUUUAGACUCAGAGACGCCAAAGCGCAUCCCGGAUCUGCAUCUACCAUCGUGGGCACUGGACCUGGCGGUGCCGUAACUGAAUCGGAUCGCUUGAAAGCCCGCGCCAAGGCCAUGAUGCAAGCACGCUCUGCUGCCUUGACAGGAAGGCCUGCUCCUGCCAGUGAUGACACUGGCGCAGCAACCGAGCGCUUAGAAAAGGAAACUUCGCGCAUCCGAGCAGAAAGAGAGAACAAUGAACGCAUGAUCCGCGACGUCGAAGACAGCGUGAACGAAUACACGAGGGGCCUGGAGUCAAGCCUGAAAGAGGGAGGACACGACAACACAAGCGAACACGAACGUCGUAGAUGGGAGGAGGCUCUGGGUGUUGAAGAUGACGUUAAGGACUUCAUCUUUGAUCUACAGCGCAGCAGUCGCGCUUCGCGAAUCCGUAAAGACGAUUCGUCUCGCGACAACUACAGGUCUAGAUCAGCUGCUCGUGUAGAGGACAACCGACCAUCGUCAUCACGCUAUGAGAGUCCGGCUGGUCGUGUCGAGCCCCCUCCUCGCGCAUCAACGACUACGCCCGCCGGUGGCUCGUACUCGGCAUACAAGACUCCAGAGGAGCGUGCGGCCUUCAUCAAACAGCAGGCUGAGCAGCGAAUGGCCGAGCGUCUGGCUGCUUUGGGCAUUAAAGCUCCAGUAAAGGCUGGCGAGACACCCCAGCAGCGUGCCGACCGUGAGAAGAAGGAACGUGAAGAGAAGCUACGCCAGGCUGAAGAAGAGGAUGCGCGUCGUGAGGAAGAGCGCCAAAGACGUCUCAAUGACGAAUCUGCAGCACCGCCCGCUCCAUCCAAGAGCAGUGGUAAGAAGCCAGCGCCCCCACCGCCAGCUUCGCGCAAGAACAAGAACGAGAUUGCGCAGCACGACGUUCAGCAAGCGGAAGCAGAGUCGAAGAAGGCAGACAACGACAUGGCUGAGAAGGCUAUCCGCGAACAGCAGGAGGCCCAAGAGGCCGAGACGAAGCGCAUGGAGGAUGAGGAACGCAGACAAGAGGACGAAUUGGCCAAGGAGCGCGAGUCUGCUUCAGCCAGACUUCGCGCCCUGGAAGAGCAAGUCCAGCAGGGCAAACUCAAGAAGGCCGAAGAGAAGAAACGUAGAGCGGCUGCUUCCAAGGACGCCAAGGAGAAGGAGUCCCGACUGGCUGCUCAGCGUGCGGAGAUCGAAGCUGCUCGUGAACGCGAACGUCAGCUACAGAUGCAGCUUGAGGCGCUCGACGAUGACGAGUCGUCGGAUGAUGAUGGCCCUCAAAACAUCACGCCUCAAGACACCACCCCUACCGCCAGCCAGGAGUUGCCGCGUGACACUGCACCUCCUCAAGCGCCACCAAUGCCCCAGAUUUCGCACAACACACCACCCUCAUCUAUCGCCAGCCCGCCUACGUCCUCGGUGACUAGUCCUCACCCCGGCAUGGGCGACACUGAAACCAAGAACCCGUUCUUGAAGAAGAUGGCCAUGUCCAACCAGGAGAACAGCACUGUCUCUACACCUCCACCCCCACCCAGCAACACGAGCGAGGUUUCCACGAACCCCUUCCACCGUCUGACACAAGAGAAUGCCAACAAGGCUGCCAUGCCUACGUUCAACGAGCCCGCCGCACCUUCAGCGCGCAGAUUGGGAAGGCAAGACGACGAUGACUGGUCCGUUGUCGACUCAGAUGACGAUUCGUCCGACGACGACGAAGCCCCGACUCAAGGUGGAGCCAAGCAGCUAGCCUCCAUGCUCUUCGGCACCAUGGCACCACCGCGCCCUCUCUCCUCCAUGGACAAUAAGAGCCCACGUGCCGAGAGCCCAGCCGUGACAUCGCCUCCAGCAGGCAUCCCCCCACCUCCACCAAUGCCCUCGAACGGUGCACCUCCGCCUCCACCUGGCCCGCCGCCACCUCCGGCUGGUGGAGCACCACCGCCACCCCCAAUGCCUAGCAUGAAGGCCCCGGGUGGAGCACCAAACCGUGGAGCUUUACUUGGUGAGAUCACUGCGGGUAAGGGAUUGAGGAAGGUGGAGACUAAGGACCGCAGCACGGCUUCUACUGCUGGUAGGGUUUUGGGUUAG
Molecule: messenger RNA, 4269 nt
Organism: Alternaria triticimaculans
Lineage: Eukaryota; Fungi; Ascomycota; Dothideomycetes; Pleosporales; Pleosporaceae
Exons: 4
Coding region: 1-4269 (1422 amino acids)
Biological process (GO): endosomal transport; endocytosis
Cellular component (GO): plasma membrane; cytoplasm
Molecular function (GO): actin binding
Source: RefSeq, a predicted model, not a curated record